Messenger RNA from Myxozyma melibiosi, 1557 nucleotides. RefSeq names its product Thiolase, N-terminal domain-containing protein. Bases 104 to 1276 code for a protein of 390 amino acids. Gene Ontology annotation, cellular component: mitochondrion. The transcript has 2 exons. Gene Ontology annotation, biological process: fatty acid beta-oxidation. Lineage: Eukaryota; Fungi; Ascomycota; Lipomycetes; Lipomycetales; Lipomycetaceae. Gene Ontology annotation, molecular function: acetyl-CoA C-acetyltransferase activity. The record is from RefSeq and is a predicted model, not a curated record.
GGCGGUUCGUAUAAAGCUGCUGGCUGCUGCCUUCUUCUUCUUCUUCUUCUUCUUCUACAUAUAUCUACUACUAUUACAUAUCUACGUAUAUAUAUAAUACAGCAUGUCCGUAUUCAUUGUCUCUGCUGCGCGCACUCCGGUCGGCAAGUUCGCCGGAUCACUGAAAUCAGUCAAGGCUCCUGCUCUCGGCUCUGUCGCGAUCAAGGCAGCUCUCGAACGGGCGCAGAUUACUGACGAAAACAAGGCGGCAGUCGACGCGGUCUACUUUGGCAAUGUGCUUCAGGCGAAUGUAGGCCAGCUGCCGGCGCGACAGGCUGCUAUUGGCGCAGGUUUGCUGCACGAGACGGAGGCGACGACGAUUAACAAGGUGUGUGCGUCGGGACUCAAGUCUGUUGCGCUCGCGACGCAGUCUAUCUUGACCGGGGAUUCGGAGCUGGUGGUUGCAGGUGGAAUGGAGAGCAUGUCGAACGCGCCGUUCUACUUUCCGCGAGGAGCGCAGUAUGGACAUGUGACGGCAGCCGACGCGAUCAUCCGCGACGGUCUCUGGGACGUCUAUGAUGAUAUUCACAUGGGCAUCUGCGCGGAAAUGACAGUGAAAAACUUCUCACUGACCCGCGAGCAGCAGGACGAGUAUGCGCAAGAGUCGUAUCGUCGGGCGAUUGCGGCGCAGGACAGCGGCGUGUUCGCGGCCGAGAUUGCGGCGGUGGAGAUUGCGGGCCGGGGCGGGAAGACGGUGACGGUGACGGAGGACGAGGAGCCAAAGUCGGUGAACCUGGCGCGGUUGCCGUCGCUGCGGCCUGCGUUUGACAAGAACGGGACGGUGACGGCAGGAAACGCGUCGCCGCUGAACGACGGCGCGUCGGCGAUUGUGCUCGCGUCCUCGCAGGCGAUUGGGGAUUACGGGCUGGCGAAGCCUCUUGCGAAGGUGCUUUCGUACGCGGACGCGUCGACGAAGCCGGUUGACUUUACGAUUGCGCCGAGCAAGUCGAUUCCGCGAGCGCUCGAGCGGGCGGGAGUGAGGGUCGGUGAUAUCGCGCGCUGGGAGAUCAACGAGGCGUUUGCGGCGGUGUCGAUUGCAAACAUGCAGAUUCUGGGCCUCGACCCGGCGAAGGUGAACGUCGACGGAGGUGCGGUUGCACUCGGACACGCGAUCGGCAGCAGCGGCAGUCGGAUUCUUGUUUCGUUGGUUUACGCGCUGAAGCCCGGUGAGUUGGGCGUUGCUGCGAUUUGCAAUGGCGGAGGAGGCUCGACUGCGGUUGUUGUGGAGAGGUUGUGAGUGAUGACAUAAGAUGUUAGAUGAUUAUGGAUCAUUGUUCGACCGAGGCCGAGAUAUACGUCGAUAUAAAAGUGGUGGUUUCUUCACCACAUUUUGAUACUGUUUAAUACUGUUAAUACUCUUAUACUCUUAAUACUCUUCACUCACUAUCACAAUGUCAACUGUAAUUGCCUCCGGUGUCUAUGUGCCCGCUCCGACGUUCUUCGUUCGCAAGUCAGACGAGGAGUACGAUGAAUUUGCACCUGCGCUCGACCUCGACACGCAGCUUCGACACACAAUCU